This is a messenger RNA of Apiotrichum porosum, 1191 nucleotides long. RefSeq lists its product as uncharacterized. Bases 1 to 1191 code for a protein of 396 amino acids. The record is from RefSeq and is a predicted model, not a curated record. The transcript is spliced from 7 exons. Lineage: Eukaryota; Fungi; Basidiomycota; Tremellomycetes; Trichosporonales; Trichosporonaceae. Gene Ontology annotation, cellular component: nucleus.
AUGACCACCGACAUCGACGACAUAUACGGCAUCACGACCAUCGAGAUACGCCAACACGCCAAAAGGGUCGUGCAGCAUGCCAACAAGACUGGUGCCAUCGAGCGCCAGGAGCUCACCUUGAGCGCGGCGCGUGCUCUGGUGGCCAAGAGUAUGGGACUGGACGACGACGCGUUGGAUGCGCCCGAGGAAAAGAAGGCGUGCAAGGAAGCGGUCCUUGCCGAGAUUGCCGCUCUCGCAGACGAGUCUGAGGAGGAGGAGGAGGAAGAGCUUGAGGAAGCCGAGGUCGUCGGGAGUGAUUGGGACGACGCGCCUGCGCCCAAGAAGAGGGCCACCAAGGCCUCCCCCGUCAAGCCCAGCACGUCGAAGGCGAGUAAGAACAAGACCACGACAAAGGCUACGGCCAAGGCCAACACGUCUCGCGCGACGGAAACUGUCCUCUUGAGCGAUGACGAGGGCGAAGAAGAUGUCGCGAGCGAUGCAGACUCGGACGCGCCCUCUGACGCUGCCCCCAAGAAAGCGCCCAAGCCAGCCAGUAAAGUCGCCGGCAACAAGCAGCGCAUGUCUACUCUCUCCAAGGAGACUAUCGAAUCGGACUCGGACGGUUACGAGGCUGAAAGCAGUGCCCAGGGCAAGCGCAAGGCGAAGGAGAACAACGUGCAGGCGGCCCCUGCGUCCCCUGCGGUGUCUGAGAUGUCGAGCGUGUACGAUGAACCGCCUGCCGCGAAGCGCCGCGAGUCCAACGGCAAGAAGGCCAAGACAACUGCUCCAAAGGCGAAGCCUACCAAGAAGAAUGCGAAUGACGACCUGUCGCCCGACGAGGCACGCGUGGGCAAGCUGAAGAAGAUUGUUCACGCAUGCGGUGUGCGGAAGGUCUGGACCAAGGAGUUUGCCGACUACCCAACUCCUCGCGCCCAAGUCUCGCACCUACUCUCGUUGCUGCAGGGCCUCGGAAUGAAGGGCCAGCCCACGCUGGGCAAGGCCAAGGAGCUCAAGGAGACGCGCGAGCUUGCUGCCGAGCUGAACGAUGUCAAAGAGUACGAAGCAGCCCGUGGCCUGUCGAGCUCAACGCGUCCAAGCCGCCGGCGCGUGGCUGAAUCCGUCCCUGACGUCGACACUCGCUCCCACGGCGCGAAGGAGGAGUCUGCAAUGGCGGCUGUCAUGGACUUCCUUGGCGACGAGGACAGUGACUAG